AUGUUAGACGGUACCAUUUCACAGACUGGUCGCAUUUGGCACCAAGUUCACCUUGCGGUCUCAGCCAAUGGCCACUCCCACUCCAUUCCUUUUCUUGUUUGCCCCAUUGGCAAAACCCUGGCUAUAUUAGGCAUGACUUGGUUGACAGCAGAAGCUCCCCUUAUUGACUGGCAACAGGGCCUGGUCACAUUUCCGGAGCAAGCCCGAAUUGCCUCUGAAGAAGAAGCCGACCCAGACCCCAUGGCAGACCUCCCCUCACAAUACCAUGAGUUUGCCCGAGUGUUCGGAGAAGAAGAGUUUAAGGUCUUACCCCCACACAGGGAAUACGAUAUUGCAAUAGACCUUGUCCCUGAUGCCAAACUCUCCCCUGGUCCCAUCUAUGGCAUGACAGACGCAGAAUCUAAGGCCCUUAAACAACAUAUUGAAGAAGAAUUGGCCACAGGAAAGAUCCAACCCAGUACUUCCUCCGCAGGCGCCCCAGUUAUGUUUGUCAAAAAGGCAGAUGGCUCUCUCAGAUUGGUAGUCGACUAUAGGAAGUUGAAUGAUGUCACGCAUAAAAACGUCUACCCACUCCCCAGACAAGAUGACCUCAUGGCCAAAUUAAGGCAUGCCAAGAUGUUCACCAAACUGGAUCUACGCUGGGGAUAUAACAAUGUCCGGAUUAAGGAAGGAGACGAAUGGAAGACGGCUUUCAGAACAAAGUACGGGUUAUUCGAAUACCUGGUGAUGCCCUUUGGCCUUACCAAUGCUCCAGCCGCCUUCCAACACUUCAUGAAUGACUUGUUUAGGGACCUCAUCGACGUCACUGUGGUCAUCUACUUGGAUGAUAUCUUGAUCUUCUCAGAAAACCCCAAGGACCACCCAAACCAUGUCAGGGAAGUUCUAUUGCAGUUGAUGAAAAACCAGUUGUUCUGCAAACUCUCCAAGUGCCACUUCCACGUCACAACAGUGGACUACCUUGGUAUUGUCAUCUCCCCAGCUGGGUUCUCGAUGGACCAAAAGAAAAUUGAGGCGGUUACGUCGUGGCCCCAACCCAGAACGGUCAAGCAGGUCCAGGCCUUUUUAGGAUUUGUCAAUUACCUCAGACGCUUCAUUCCCAACUUCAGCUCUGUUGCGCGCCCCCUGCACAACCUUACCAAAAAGGAGUCACCGUGGUCAUGGGACGUAUUGGAAGAACAGGCUUUCCAGGAAUUAAAGGCAUUAGUCACCAAAGCACCAGUUCUGAUCCACUCAAACCCCAACUUGCCUUACUAUCUGGAAACUGUCGUACACCACUGUAAGUGCUUAUCUAAUCCAACUAUCUAA
This is a messenger RNA of Rhizoctonia solani, 1305 nucleotides long. Its product is annotated as Reverse transcriptase (RNA-dependent DNA polymerase). The transcript is spliced from 2 exons. Lineage: Eukaryota; Fungi; Basidiomycota; Agaricomycetes; Cantharellales; Ceratobasidiaceae. The record is from RefSeq and is a predicted model, not a curated record. Bases 1 to 1305 code for a protein of 434 amino acids.